Messenger RNA from Rotaria sp. Silwood2, 1362 nucleotides. NCBI's taxonomy places the organism in Eukaryota, Metazoa, Rotifera, Eurotatoria, Philodinida, Philodinidae. The record is from the annotation of a GenBank genome assembly.
AUGUCAAAGACUUCUGUUCUUCGUGUUCAAUCAUCUGAAGGUACAAAACGUUUAGAUUUUAAUUCUCAAGAUACAUAUAAAACUCUAUAUCAAAAAGUUGCACAAAUAUUUUCAUUACCAUCAACUGAUGAUUUUACAUUAUAUAAAGAAAAAAAUAAACAUUUACCAUUAGGACGAACACAAAAUCGAACAAAUUUAAAACAUGGUGAUAUGAUUUAUUUAGUUGCUGAACGUGAGAAUUUAUUUCCAACAGAUUCUAAUUCAUCAUCAUCAUAUGGUACACUUGAUGUUAAAUCUGAUACACCAACAAAUGGAACUGGUUAUGCAUCACCUAAAGUUGGCUCAUUUCAAACAAAUAAUAUGGGAAAAUUAAAUACAAUUAAUAAUACAGAUAUUAAAGAAGAUGAAGUUGAUAUACAAUUAGAUAAAAUGGAUGGACGAAUACCAAGAAAACGUGAUCCACAAUUAUGUCAUCAUAAUGUACAUGGAAAAUGUUUACAUUGUAUACCUAUUGAACCAUAUGAUGAAGAAUUUUUAAAAAAUCGUAAUCCACCUAUUAAACAUAUGUCAUUUAGAGCUUAUAUUAGAAAAUUACAAAGUUCAACAGCGAGUGAUAGUGUACAAUCAGAUUCACUUCCAAGUGUUUCAUGCACUGAUGAAAUAGCUCUUAAACGACAUCUUAAUUUAUGGUCUGGAGUCUGUUUUAUUGCUGGUAUUACUAUUGGUUCAGGUAGAUUUGUUUCGCCUGAAGGCGUUUUAAAAUAUACUGAAUCAGUUGGUUUAUGUUUAAUAAUUUGGGUAGUAAGUGGAAUUGUUGCUCUACUUGGUGCACUUUGUUUUGCAGAAAUUGGUGCAGUAAUACCAGGAAGUGGAGCAGAACUUGCUUAUAUGAAAGAAGGUAUCGGUUCAAUUCAUGAACGAACUGGUGAUAUAUUCGCAUAUCUAUUCAAUUGGACAAAUACACUCAUUCUCAAACCAGCAAGUGCAGCUGUUCUUGUAAUGUCUUUUGCUGAAUACUUUUUAUCUGGUAUUAUGGAUGCUUGUGGUCCACCAGAAACACUUGUUAAAAUCACAUCUGUCUUUACACUUCGCCUAUGGGCAUAUGAUGGAUGGAAUAGUUUAAAUUCAGUGACUGAAGAAUUAAAAAAUCGAAAAAGAAAUUUAUGGUUAUCUAUAGUAUUAGCAUUACCAUAUGUUAUAAUUCUUUAUCUUCUUAUAAAUAUUUCAUAUUUUACUGUAAUGGAUAAAGUAACAUUACUUAAUUCAAAUGCUGUUGCUGUUACAUGGGAUCAGGUUGCAAUAGGUCCCGUUGUGCGUGCUUUACCAAUUUUAAUAUCAAUCAGUGCAUUAGGUGGGUGCUAA